Molecule: messenger RNA, 543 nt
Organism: Microthlaspi erraticum
Lineage: Eukaryota; Viridiplantae; Streptophyta; Magnoliopsida; Brassicales; Brassicaceae
Source: the annotation of a GenBank genome assembly
AUGAACACAUCAAAGAAAGAGAAGAAAAGUUCCUACAUGUCUCAGAAAACAUCAAAGAAAGAGAAGAAAACUUCGUCUGAUGACUCUGGCUCUGAACCACCAAGAUCAGCGGUUCUUGCUCUUGCUGCUCUCCGUUACAUCUCGGAAGAGGAAAGACGACUCCGAUAUAUUGGACCGAGAAGGUUUUAUGGACAAAAUGCACCUGUCCAAGGGAGGGAAAUGGUAAUUACCAACGUGUUGGGCAACGAAGCUGUCCAACAUAACGAUGUGGUAGUUGCCGACGUAGUGGACAAUAACGAACCUGUUAUAGAUGCGAUUCCUAUUUCAUUCGCCUAUAUUCCACAAGGUAGUCGUGGUUUUGAUAGCAGUGAUCGUUCCCGUGGUGGUCGAGGUGAAUAUCAUCAGGGUUCAUCAAGUUCCAUGGUAUCUGAGUUUAAUAAGCUACUUGUGGAGGAAAAUCAGCCGAUCCAAGUUCAACCAUCUUCUGGGACAAACGAUAUGGAUGUUGAUGAAGUUAAGGAAACUGAUGAGCACCAUAAGUGA